CGGAACAUAUCACUCCAGAGAUGAAAGCACAGAUAGUGGACUUAGCAUGAGCAGUUAUAGUGUACCCAGAACCCCCGAUGACUUCCUGAACAGUGUUGAUGAGAUGGAUACAGGUGACAGUAUCAGCCAAAGCAACAUACCGUCCCAUCAGAACCGUUUCCCAGACUACCUUGAAGCCAUUCCAGGGACAAAUGUGGACCUUGGGACACUGGAAGGAGAUGGGAUGAAUAUAGAAGGAGAAGAACUGAUGCCAAGUCUGCAAGAAGCUUUGAGCUCUGACAUCCUUAACGACAUGGAAUCUGUCUUGGCAGCCACCAAGCUAGAUAAAGAGAGUUUUCUUACUUGGUUAUAGGGGCCUCAGGGAGACUGAAUUCUAAAUCUGUGAAGGAUCUAAGGAGAUUAGGACAUCUGUAUCUGAAGUUCAGAACAAGCCGGUGUGGCACACUUUGGCUUGUGUUCAGAAAAAGUAAAUGAACAAAUAUUCAACAAGAUUCUUUCACUUUGCUCUUCCUUGUCCAUCGCUGCUGUUAUAUAUUGCUGACUUUUUUCCACAGUUGACUCUGAAGAACAGACAUCUUCUUGAUCUUUUUUCUAUUGCUGUUGCAACUACUGUUCGGGGGGGUGGGGAGGGAUGAUGAGCCUGUUUGGAUGACGAAUGCCAUUCCUUUUGUCCUAGUGUGCGCUUGCAUAUCAUUUUAUCUAAGUACUCAGAUGUGAGAGUUAAUUUCUGCAUGUCACUGCUUGUAGUUUGCUCAGCUAGUUGUCUCCUGCUGCCUGUGGCAAGUGGUAAAACAUGACAUACUGGGGUGACAAGCCAAAAAUGAUGUAUCUGGUCAAAAGAAGUCAAUACUGAUUUGGAGAUACGACUUAAAGGAGGGCUGAAGACUGUUAAUUGUUUCUACUAGUAGCUCUUUCAUUAGUCACAAAGUGCUCUUGUUCAUACUUUAUGUUAUAGUAAAUCAUGAGUCAUUUUACAUAGAAACAUAUAUGAACUUUGAUUGUUGCCACAUAUUCUAGCCUAACUUUUGUUUGUCAAAAAUAGGUUGAUUAUUUUCGUUAGUUGGUUUAACUGUAGCUGUAGGAUGGGAAGUAAUUAUAGGUGUUCUUUUUUAAAAAAAAAUAGUGAAAUCUAAGGUUUUUUUCUGAUUUCACAUAGUCUUAUUUAAUUCUGAAUUGUCUGCUUUUUUUAUACUUAAAACAUGCCUAUUGUAGCCUGAUAAGCUAGUGAGUACAUAAACCAGUAUGUUUUGCCUGUAACUUUUUUAUUUUUUAAAGGCUAGCUUUGAAUGUAAUCAUUAGAAUUCAUGACCAGUGGCUUAUUUUUCAUGUCUAUUUACAAAGUUUUGAAUUAGCAUC
Apaloderma vittatum (bar-tailed trogon) is the source of this 1356-nucleotide messenger RNA. Its product is annotated as yorkie homolog. The annotation marks the transcript as partial. Gene Ontology annotation, molecular function: transcription corepressor activity; transcription coactivator activity. The record is from RefSeq and is a predicted model, not a curated record. Gene Ontology annotation, cellular component: cytoplasm; nucleus. Lineage: Eukaryota; Metazoa; Chordata; Aves; Trogoniformes; Trogonidae. Gene Ontology annotation, biological process: hippo signaling; positive regulation of transcription by RNA polymerase II. The transcript is spliced from 2 exons.